This is a messenger RNA of Alosa alosa (allis shad), 2522 nucleotides long. It is a transcript of the gene lipf, whose product is annotated as lipase, gastric. Gene Ontology annotation, molecular function: hydrolase activity, acting on ester bonds. The record is from RefSeq and is a predicted model, not a curated record. The transcript is spliced from 10 exons. Bases 89 to 1285 code for a protein of 398 amino acids. NCBI's taxonomy places the organism in Eukaryota, Metazoa, Chordata, Actinopteri, Clupeiformes, Clupeidae.
GCUACGUGUUUUACGUAGGCGACCGCAUGACUACUUGCUCGCAAUUAGGAAGUACUAGCACACAAGCAGUUCUGUUGGGGUGAAGAAGAUGGAGUGGUUGGCACUGUGUAUUUGUUUCCUCCUCUGUGGUCUAUCUCAGAGUAAGCCACAUGCAUUCAAGGACAGGAACUGCAUUGAUCCAGAGGUCAACAUGAACAUUAGUGAGAUCAUCAGGCGCUGGGGCUACCCUGCUGAGGAGCAUGAGGUGGUCACGGAAGACGGCUACAUCCUCAGCGUCAACAGGAUCCCACAUGGCAUCCACAGCAAAAAUGGGGACGAUCCCAGACCGGUGGUGUUCCUGCAGCACGGGCUGCUGGCCGCAGGAAGUAACUGGGUGACCAACUUGCCCAACACCAGCCUGGGGUUCACGUUGGCAGAGGCCGGCUUCGACGUGUGGAUGGGGAACAGCCGAGGCAACACCUGGUCAAUGAAGCAUGUUAGUCUCACCCCUGACCAGGAUAAGUUCUGGGCAUUCAGCUAUGAUGAAAUGGCCAAAAAAGACCUUCCUGCAGUCAUCAACUACAUCACCAAGGCCACUGGCCAGGAGCAGAUCUUCUACGUCGGUCACUCUCAGGGAACAACCAUCGCCUUCAUUGCGUUCUCCACCAUGCCUGAGCUGGCCAGUAAGAUCAAGAUGUUCUUUGCCCUGGCACCUGUGGCCACCGUGUCGUUCACUGAGAGCCCCAUGACCAAGUUGUCCAUCCUCCCUGAGUUCCUCAUCUGGGAUAUCUUUGGCGACAAGAACUUCUUCCCGCAGAACGAUCUCAUCAAGUUCUUUGCAACCAAGUUUUGCUCAAAAGAGCCGCUCAACAUUCUGUGUGGAAACAUCUUCUUCCUGCUCUGUGGCUUCGAUGAGAAUAAUCUCAACAUGACAAGGACGCCAGUGUACACAACUCACUGCCCUGCUGGAACCUCAGUGCAAAACAUGGUCCACUGGGCCCAGGCUGUGAAACAUGGGAAGCUGAUGGCUUACGACUAUGGCAGAAAAGGAAACAUGGAACAUUAUAACCAGACCACCCCACCUCUCUACAACAUCCAGGACAUGAAGGUACCUACAGCCCUCUGGUCUGGUGGCCAUGACACCCUUGCCGACCCCAAGGACAUCAGUGUGCUCCUCACGCAGAUCCCCAACCUGGUGUUCCACCGCGACAUCCCGCACUGGGAGCACCUGGACUUUAUCUGGGGCUUGGAUGCUCCGCAGGAGAUGUAUGGCGACAUGAUCAAACUCAUGAGACAGAGUCUGUGAAGACCCAAAGUGUGGCGCCCUACUCUAUUUCAUGCAGAGGUGUAAAAGUUUGGCUUUAGAAAGUAGAAGUCCUACCACACAUUGGCUCCAGCCACUCACUAAACCAGCUGAUUCUAAUUGGCACAACUCGUCAGCCAGUGUUGUGGGAAGUGUUGGACGGGCCCCACUGGGUGGGGAAUAGAGACAUGGCAGGUGGGGCGUGAGGAAAUUAGUUUUUUUUUCUCAUUUUAAUAAUGCCUUUCUUUUUUGACAAGGAAGAUCAUAGAUUCAAAACAAAUAGCCACACACAAACAUAGGAGUCAUAAACAGACCGACAUAUUAAUUCAAAUAACAUCUGAUCCAGCAGAUCGAGACGGGAAAUGUAACAUAGAACCAAAACGCAAAAAAAAAACAUUUUGCCGGGUGGACAGAAAAAGUUUGAGAACCACUGAUAUAAGAUAAUUAGUGGAAACCAAUAUGACUUUUACUUUCUAAAGCUGGACUUUCACACCUCUGCUUUCAUGCCUCAUUAUUUUUUUGUUAGAUCCACUGUCAAGGUCAUUGGUUGCUAUACUGAGGGACUUUGAGUGUCGUUAAAUAGUAGUGUGUAACCUGACUCGUUUUUAUACUUUCUAUUUUACUUCAUUUUUGGAGUUUUAUAUACCUCAAUGUUGGAGCAUUUCUUGAUGAAGAGGAAUAUAGGAAGUUCAUUAAGCCAGGGAGAUUUUUUAUGAAGACUAUGAGUGAGAGUUUACCUGCUUCCCAAACAUGGCUCAUGUUGAAUGAUGUCUGUCCAGGUGGUAUUGCCUACAAGUUGAGCUGCUGUUUGUUUAUCGAGGACAUAUCUGAGCCAUCAUAUCCUGAAACUGGUGAAUGUGCAUUGGGAACUGUAAGUGUUAUGUCCUUUCGUCUGAGUUGUGGUGACAGCUGAAGGAAGAACUAUUCUUUUCCUCCUUCCUUUUUCUCUCAUACAUGAACUUUUCUCUUCCAAGAUAGCAUUACAUUAUGCUCUUUUGCACCUAAUAUAGCCAAUGACUACUUUUUUAAAAAUUAUUUCUUUUUAACCACUAGGCAUAAGUCUGUGCUUAAAACAUUGUUUUAAAAAAAAAAAAAAAAAACAAAGUCCAUUUCUAAAGAACGGUAAAGAUGUUAAGUGUGCUGACCUAAGGAUGCCUUACACUAUCAACAUUUUAUUAAAGUACUAGCAUUUAAUGCUGUCUUUUACUCAUGGAUUUAAUAAACAUUUCUGUCACUACAA